Galleria mellonella (greater wax moth) is the source of this 378-nucleotide messenger RNA. RefSeq lists its product as uncharacterized. The transcript has 2 exons. The coding region runs from base 1 to 378 and encodes 125 amino acids. Gene Ontology annotation, molecular function: nucleic acid binding. The record is from RefSeq and is a predicted model, not a curated record. NCBI's taxonomy places the organism in Eukaryota, Metazoa, Arthropoda, Insecta, Lepidoptera, Pyralidae.
AUGAAGGGUGAACUUAUGGACGGAGCUCCGGCUGGUAGCAUUGGCAUGACAUCUGAUUCCGGAUUCACCAACGCGGACUUAUAUUUUCAGUGGCUGGUACACUUUAAGGAAUGCACUUCACCAAUACUGAUUAUUGACAAUCAUUCAAGCCAUAUUAGCUUGCAAGCUACUCUGUAUUGCAGAGAGAAUAACAUCGUUGUACUUACAUUGCCACCUCACAGUAGUCACAAUAUACAACCCUUGGAUAGAACCAUUUACAGUCCUCUAAAAAAUCAGUACGCACUUGAAGCUGAUAAAUGGAUGGCACAGCAUCCUGAUAGAUCUAUUAAUCAAUACCAAGAUUUCGGCUUGCUAUACCCGUUCCGUUACACGCUCUAA